GAGAGAGAGAGAGAGAGAAAGGAAGAGUUUUGCAUACUUUAUUCUCUUCAAAUUUUGCUCUUUGAUUCACUGAGGUUUGGCACAACUGAGCCUUCUUCUUCUUCUUGUCUUCUCUUCUUUUCUCUCUUUGUUGUUGCCUGCUUGCCUGCCCACAUUGCAGUGGUUUCAUCAAGAUCUUAGCUUUGGCACUCACUAGUGCAUUAGAGUCUUGAAUCGGUUUGGAAAAGAGGAAAAAGGAGCAAUUUUGAUGAUGGGUAUGUGAGAAAGAUCCAAUCUUUGUAGCAAACGCAGGAGAAGGGAAAGAAGAGACAUUUGUGAGCUGUAUGAAGUUUGUUUGGAACAAUGAGAGAUGAGAAUCUGAAGAAAAGCAAGCUCUCAUGGUCAAAAAGUUUGGUGAGGAAAUGGUUCAAUAUCAAGAGCAAAGCUCAGGAUUUUUAUGCUGAUUAUUCAGUUGGGAGAGCAGGGGAUGAAGAAUGGAGGACCAGUUUCUCAGAGAUGGAGUCAUGCACAGUUAAGAAAAGCAAAACAGAGAGAUUUCUGAAGAAAAAACCAGAUCGGUUACGAGGAAAGUUUACUAAUCAUGAUUCAGUAGUUCAAGUUACAGAACUCCAAGAUUAUCGGAUUUUUGUUGCAACUUGGAAUGUUGGUGGGAAAUCUCCACCAAGUUAUAUGAAUCUUGAGGAUUGGCUUCAUGCUUCACCACCUGCAGAUAUAUAUGUUUUGGGAUUCCAAGAGAUUGUUCCUCUGAAUGCCGGGAAUGUCCUGGGUGCCGAAGACAAUGGCCCGGCGAAGAAAUGGGUGGCUCUUAUUAGAAAAACUUUGAAUAAUCUUCCUGGUGGUAGUAACAAUGGAGGUUAUCAAACACCAUCUCCGGUGCCUGAUCCGAUUGUGGAGCUAGACGAUGAUUUUGAAGGAUCGUCUACAAGGCAGAAGGCGUCGUCUUUCUUUCACCGUCAUUCGUUUCAGUCUCUAAGCCGGAGUUUAAGAAGGGAUGAAGAUAUGUUAGCUCAACAGCCUAGACUUGAUCGCCGGUACAGCGUUUGUGAUCGAGUAAGCUUUGGGAGAAGACCGAGUGAUUAUGAUUCCACUUAUCGAUGGGGAGGCUCGUCUGAUGAUGACAACAUCAGUGCUGAUUCGCCAAGCACGGCUGCCUUCUCGCCAAUGUCAUAUGGCUUUGGUUCAUCCUUAACUACAGAAGGAACUGAUGUAUCAGGACGAUCGAGAUAUUGUUUAGUAGCAAGCAAGCAAAUGGUCGGAAUAUUCCUGACGGUGUGGGUGCGAAGCGAAAUUAGAGAUGAUAUAAAGAACAUGAAAGUCUCUUGUGUUGGUAGAGGAUUGAUGGGGUAUCUUGGCAACAAAGGUUCAAUCUCCAUCAGCAUGUCUUUACACCAAACAAGCUUUUGCUUCAUAUGUAGCCAUUUGACGUCAGGGCAAAAGGAAGGCGAUGAACUACGAAGAAAUUCUGAUGUCUUUGAGAUUCUGAGAAAGACUAGAUUCCCAAGAGUUCAUGGAAUUUGCGACGAAAAGUCACCUGAAACUAUCCUUGAGCAUGAUAGGAUCAUAUGGCUUGGCGAUUUGAAUUACCGAAUUGCUCUUUCGUACCGUUCUGUGAAGGCACUUGUUGAGAUGCGCAAUUGGAGAGCAUUGUUGGAAAAGGAUCAGCUUAGGAUAGAGCAACGGAGUGGCCGUGUCUUUCGGGGCUGGAGUGAAGGAAGAAUCUAUUUUCCACCAACAUAUAAGUAUUCGAAUAACUCAGAUCGGUACACCGGUGAUGAAAUGCACCCAAAAGAGAAACGCCGGACACCUGCUUGGUGUGAUCGAAUUCUAUGGUACGGCAAUGGCCUGAAUCAGUUAUCCUAUGUUCGGGGAGAAUCAAGGUUCUCCGACCAUAGGCCGGUUUACAGCAUUUUUUCAGCAGAGGUUGAACUUGUAAAUCCAAACCUAAUCAAAAACAUGGUUUGCUCAAGUGCUCGAGUGGAGGUCGAAGAGCUUUUACCGUAUUCUCACGGCUACGCCGAGCUCAGCUUCUUUUGAUCAAGUUACUACAUUUCUUUCACCAAUUAACUAACAGGUUUCCUAUAAAGAGCUCGGCUAUUCGUUUUUUCCCUUAUACUUGACAGAAACCGAAGAAUGAAGAGAAUAUUCGUCAACAUCUAAUUAACAAGGCAA
Molecule: messenger RNA, 2169 nt
Organism: Dioscorea cayenensis subsp. rotundata (Guinea yam)
Lineage: Eukaryota; Viridiplantae; Streptophyta; Magnoliopsida; Dioscoreales; Dioscoreaceae
Product: type IV inositol polyphosphate 5-phosphatase 7-like
Biological process (GO): phosphatidylinositol dephosphorylation
Molecular function (GO): inositol-polyphosphate 5-phosphatase activity; phosphatidylinositol-4,5-bisphosphate 5-phosphatase activity; phosphatidylinositol-3,4,5-trisphosphate 5-phosphatase activity
Source: RefSeq, a predicted model, not a curated record